GCCUCUGGAGGGUGCCAAGUUGGCAGCCCCUGGGCCCUGGAUGCAGCAGGCCACGUUGGAGGGACUCGAGCUCCGCAUACAGCGUGGCAAAGCCUCUGCAUUUAGCCUGCUUGCACAUUACAAUGCGUGGCAUGAGAAUCCUGCUGCUUGCUCGAGCUCCACACAGGUAAGGGUCACUUUGCUGCGUUUGAUACAGCUGUACAGUGGCAGACCUUCAUCUGGGGCGCCCUGAAGCUUGAACUGAUAUUGAACCCUGACUUUAUCUGUCGGGGGAGGGGGCCACCCAUUUGCGGUCUCGCACCGAUCCCCCUUGAUCCUUUGUUCUCCUAAUGGCCCAUCACCCAGGCAAUCACCCCAACGCAGGAAGAAGAAAUAAUGUUUGUUUGUUUGUUUGUUUGUUUGUACCCUGCCCAUCUGACUAGGGUGCCCCAGCCACUCUUGACCGGGCUUCCAACAUAUAUAAAACAUUAACCCUUAAAAAGCUUCCCUAUACAGGGCUGCCUUCAGAUGUCUUCUAAGGUUAUACAGUCAUACCUUGAUUUUCGAACAGAAUGUGUUCUGGAAGUCCAUUCAACUUCUGAAAUGUUCGGAAACCAAGGCACAGCUUCCAAUUGGCUUCCAAUUGUGCAGGCAUGCCAGAAACAAUAGCAGAAGCCGCAUCGGACGUUCAGAUUCCAAAAGAACGUUCAAAAACCAGAACACUCACUUCUGGGUUUCGAUCGUUUGAGAGCUGAAACGUAUGAGUACCAAGGCAUUCAACAACCAAGGUACGACUGUAUCACCUUGAUAUCUGAAGGGGGGGCAUUCCACAGUGUGGGCAUCACUACUGAGAAGGCCCUCUGCCUGGUUCCCUGGCUUUAUUAGCUUUAAUUAGAUUUUAAAACUUGCUAGAUCCAGGGAUUAGAGGAGUCUGGCACUCCCAAAUUCAUAACAGUAUUAUCUCCCGAAUAAAGGGUAAGUAAUGCCAACUUUGGACAUUUGAUCACAUUUUGCCCAUUAUUGCUUUUAUUUCCCUGAACACACCCUUCCAGGGGCGUUCACCUUUGUGCAGGUCUACUUGAAUGCUAGUUUCUGAAGUGCAAACCAAUUUAUUUGGGCUAUUCUUGGUGUCCAGUAUCAGCUGGGUGAUGUUUCUGCAGCCAGACGGAAUGCUGGCUGCGUUUGUGGAAACUUCCAUUGUGACUCUUAUCUGCUUCAAGAGGAGCAACUUUGAAAAACAAGAACAAUAAAAGCCCCACACCGUACCCAGCUACUACUUUUCCUCCUCGGAAAGUGGCCAUAUGUCUCUCAUACACCUGUACAAAUAUAAUACUAAGUGUUAAUACUAAGUAAACAGCUGGCAAGGUCACAGCUGUGAAGAGUUUUAAGAAAGCGGGGGUGCAUGGACCAUCUCCAAACGAUCAGGAACGGCGAAGGUAAAGAGACCCAAUGCAAUCUGUCAUCCACGAAGAUUUCAGUUUUCUCUGAGGGCAAGACUUCCUUGAUGCAGAUAAUAUACAGCAACAGAAGGACACACCAUGGCUGUGGAUGAGAGCCGGCCAUUCCCAGCAUCAGGGACAUUGCUAAGUCCUUUGGGGGAAAAGCUCUGGGCAUAUGGCGCACACCUGCUUACAGUUUGUGCAAAUUUAGCUUUCUGAGAAAAUUAAGACAGUGGGCGGCUGGGUGGGGCAGCUCACUGGCACAGCGCUUCAUAGCCCAACUGCCCAGUGAGAAAAGUACAAGGGGUGUGUGUGUGUUGUAAGGUGACAAGAAAAUUGGGGGCAGAAGAUGUGGGGUCCAGCGCAAAAGGCUCAGGGCUUGUAAGCAAAGCCCUUGAUUUUUUGGGCAUCGUCUUGACCUUGCUGCCUUGACCACGUUGAGGCAUCUGAUCAAAAUCUGCUUUGAGCUUAAAAAAAUUAUAUUUGUAAAUAUAUUUUUCUCUGCCAGGGAAGAUCAGCUGAAUACUCUGGCAGCUGUUCAGGGGCCCCACUGCUAUAAAUAGCAGUAUUUCAGGGUUGUAAAAAAGUAUUUCAGGGUUGUAAAAUUAGAGCCAGAGAGCAAAAGGUCACACUGACCAGAAUACAAUCAAGCUGUAAAAACACAAUUAAGAACUGGUAACAGAAAACUCGAGCCAUAAGGUUAAAGGUUAAAUGGAAGAGGUUGCUCUUAGAAACAGCUGCUGGUUAGGGAAAAAGGUUUCUUUAUAGAACUUAGGAACUUAGCUUUUACUAAGUUCCUUCUAAUUUGAAAAGGCCUUUCCUUCUAAAAAUCUAUCUAUGUUAUGUAUGAAAUAUAUUGGCUUAAAUGUGAUUAUGCAAAGGAUUUAGAAAGUAAGAAAUGUUAGAUUCUUAUGUUAGAUUCCUAUUAUGGUGGGUGAGAAGGUGAACUCAAGAUCUCUUUAAGAUAAAAAAAUUAGAAACCAUGCACCAUCUGCUUUAGCCAUCUGGUUUGCGGUGAAUAGGGCAACAGGGGCCAAAGGUUAUCUGGUAAUUGAGGUGCCUGGUCGAGGUAAAUGUAAGAUAUAUGGCUACUUGUCUGCCAUUUAUGGAUACAAGGAAAUAUAGCUUUUUGUCUCCCAUAAAAGGGAAUAGGAAAUGGGUGUAUCUUUUAUGAUUGGUUCUAGCAAACAACCAAUAGGAAUUUCAACCAGGCUGAUUGGACAGAGGCAGCCAAAGGAGGAGCAAGGGGGCUGGGCUGAGGAAAUAUAAGUGCUGGCCAUCAGGGCUGGAGUAGGCAGAGCUUUGGUAUCCAUAUACCACUGUGUCUCUCAUUUAUUUGUCUGACAAAUAAAUUAUUAUUUUAAUUUCUCUAUUGCUGCGUUGAAUAUUUCAUUCCAGCUAAGCGUUAACCACAAGCAGGGUGCUACAUUUUAUGGUGCCUCUGUGACUCGGAUAAGUGGUCUGCUGGAACGCAGCCCCUUCGCCCUAGCGGGCAGGGUACAAGAGGGAGGACCACUGACCGCUUACCCAGCGCGCACUGGAACAUUUUUCCAGGGGAACGCAGAAGUCUCGUCUGUCUGAUACCCUGCUCACUGGCGGCGACGGACCGGGGGUAACCAGAGAAAUAAACAGGGAACCAGCUAAGGGUAAGUGCACAAAGGGGUUGUGGCCCUCCAAUUAAUUGGGAGGAAGAGAAGUCUUGAUCAAACUUCUGCGUCUCAGUAAGGGGGAACUGAGUACGCUAGGUGGUUGGGUACAUCAGAUGGUGGUCUGGUGGAGGGAAAAGGGAAAGAUUGGGAGGUAGAGUGUGGUGAAGUAUCCAGCGCAUUGUAUGUGUGAGAAAGUACAAUCUGUAGCUGACCUGAGUGUGGAGUGGGUAGUACUUCGGUUCCUAGUAAGGCGACUUCACUAGGCAAGGAUCCCCACGAAGCGUGUGUGUGAGUGACUGAGUGGAUACUUCACAGGGCCAUACAAUGGGAGUUGGAGGUUCAAAGGGGAAAAUACACCUCUUGAAUGUAUGUUAAAUAAUUUUAAGAAAGCCUUCUCAGGAGCAUAUGGAGUCAAAAUGACGCCAGAGCGCUUGAGAACGUUAUGUGAAUUAGACUGGCCAAAACAAAAUACUGGAUGGCCACCUCAGGGAAGUUUUGAUAUAAAUUUAGCAAGCAAACUUUGGUCUAACAUCACCAAAGAAACUGGAGGGUGCCCAGAACAAUUUUCAUAUAUAGAUUCUUGGCUGAGCACAUUAAAUAAUAAUCCUCCAUGGAUAAGGGAAUGCAAAGUCCAACAAUGCAAAUUAUUGGCUGUAAAAGCCGAAGCUAGGAAAGGAAUCUUGCCAAAUAAACUCAAACCCAUUUUUGAGGGACCAGAGGAAGAGGUGCUUCCACCUCCACCCUAUGCUCCACAUCGAGGGAGCCUAAUCCAAACACUCCACCAGUUGUAACCCCAAGGCAAGAAAGUGGAAGGAAUAAUGGGGCUGGAGUCACAGAGCUUGAUUCCUUGAUAGAUUAUGAUAAAUAUCUUCAGGAGGCAUUGGAGUCCUAUAAUAAAGCCCAAGCAGAAGUGGUUAUUCCACCUGUGAGUCCCAGUAGAACUCCAUCUACAGUCUCCUUUAGUGGAACAACUGAUUGCCCACCCCAAACCCCUGUACAUCCAAGUCCUAGAGAACUAUUACAGGAGUUACAGGGAGACUUUGAUCGGUCAGUAAGCAAUACAGCCAGGCGUAUAAAGCUGUUAAAAGAACGCCUUGGGACAAAUACUAUCCCCUAUGAUUUGAGGCCCCUAAAGCAAAGCGAAGAGAAAGGUCACGUAGUAGCCCCUCUCAGAAGAGUAUUUGAUGCACUUGAGGAGCCUGUGCUGGUUAACGGGCAACUCGGACCACGGCCACCUCGAACUUCGACCCUCCAGUACAUUCCAUUCACAACUACGGAUCUGAUGAAUUGGAAAACACACACCCCGUCUUUCGCAGAAAAACCUCAGGCUAUGAUGGACUUGGUGACUUCAAUAGUAAAUACUCAUAGUCCUACUUGGACAGAUUGCCGCCAGCUCCUGAAUACUCUGUUCACCACUGAGGAAAGAAGAGACAUAAUUGAAAAGGCACAGAUAUAUUUGCGUGAGCAGGCCAGAGUGGGAAAUAUUCUUAAUGUUGACCGUCAUCUCCAGGACAAUUUUCCCUUGGAGGAUCCUAAUUGGGAUCCAAACAAUGCAAUUCACCUGGCCAGGCUUACCACCUACCGCCAGACGCUUGUGCAAGGUAUCCGCAGGGCAUGCCAGAAGCCCACUAAUAUGACUAAAGUCUCAGAAGUAGAACAGAAACCGAAUGAGAGUCCGGGAGACUUUUAGAGAGGCUGCAGGAAGCCUAUCGUAUAUGGACUCCUUUUGACCCUGAAGCCCCUGCAAACAGCAGAAUGAUUACUGCUACUUUUGUGGCUCAGUGCGCUUCUGACAUUCGUAAGAAAAUUCAGAAGUCAGAAGGCUGGGAAGGGAUGCUGAUGAGCCAAAUUAUGGCCAUUGCACGCCGAGUUUAUCGGAAUAGGGAUGAGGCUGAGAAACAAGAGAAGAAGAAGUGGCAGAAGGAAAAGAUGGUGAUGCUAGCCACAGCAGUGAAGCAAGACUACCGCCCUUUAAAUGGAGGGAGAGGGCGGGGAAGGAAUCCACCACUGGGAAGGAAUCAAUGUGCGAAUUGCAAGAAGGAGGGUCAUUGGAAGCGGGAGUGUCCUGAACCCCUGAGGUUGGAAGAAGUACGCCCAGGCCCAGGCCCAGGCUCCGGCCCAAGAAACCAGGGACGGGGACGGGGAAUGAUCCGAGAUGGAAGAUAUCAGAGACCUGGACAAGGACGGAGUAGAGACAAUUUCAUUGGACUGGCAGAGGAGGAUUUUACCCAAGACUAGGAACGACCGGACUCCAUAAAGUUAGGCUUCCAGGAGCCCACGGUCAAAAUUCAAUUAGGGAGCCAUUUAAUAGACUUUAUGAUAGAUACUGGCGCUGAAUACUCAGUACUCCCAGAACUUUUGCAGAAAAAGGCAUCCAAAAGUGUAGUCAUUAAAAGUGCCACUGGUCAGUCAGCUAAGAGGUCUUUCCUCCAACCUUUAGAAUGCCAGAUUGGGGGACAUCAUUUAACCCAUCAGUUUUUGUAUAUACCUGAGUGUCCAAUGCCUCUCUUAGGUAGAGAUAUGCUGUCCAAAUUGCAGGCCCAAAUCACCUUCACUCCUCGAGGUCCAGAAAUGAAACUGCCAUCAAAGGCAGCAGGAAUAAUUUCCCUCUCAGUACCUAAGGAACAAUCAUGGCGCCUAAUGUCAGCCCUGCAAGUCCAACCCACAUUGGAUACAGAAUUAAACAAGCUCCUCCGAACCCUACAAGUGCCACCAGGAGUAUGGGCCGAAAAUAGCCCACCAGGAAUGGCUAAGAAUAUAGCUCCAAUUGUAGUAACCCUAAAACCUAUGGCUACCCCUGUAUCUGUAAAGCAAUAUCCUUUACCCGGCGAGCAGCAGAGGGCAUCCAGAAACAUUUGGACCGCCUAUUAAAAUAUGGUCUGCUUAAGCCCUGCCAAUCAGAAUGGAACACACCCCUUUUGCCUGUUCGGAAGCCUGGGACAGAUGAAUACAGGCCAGUACAGGACUUGAGGCUCGUAAACCAGGCUAUCGAGACCUUGCACCCAAAUGUACCAAACCCAUAUACCUUGCUGAGUUUGAUCCCACCAGAAGCAACAUUUUUACUGUAUUGGACUUGAAAGAUGCAUUCUUCUGUUGCCGGCUGGCACCACAGAGCCAACCUAUAUUUGCCUUCCAGUGGGAAGACCCUUUGACAGGAACAAAAGGCCAGCUAACCUGGACAAGAUUGCCCCAGGGAUUCAAAAAUUCCCCAACUUUAUUUGGCACUGCCUUGGCGAAGGAUCUAACAAGUUACCCCUCAAUACCUGGAAAAAAGGUGGUUCUGCAAUAUGUAGAUGACCUUAUACUAGCGGCAAAGGAUUUUGAUACCUGUAAAGAAGGGACAGAGGAACUGCUCCACUUGCUCUGGGAAGCUGGCUACCGAGUUUCCCAGAAAAGGCACAGUUAUGUUUAGAAAAGGUCAAAUAUUUGGGCUUUGACAUCUCACACCAACAACGAGCAUUGAGACCAGAGAGGAAAGAAGCUAUUUGCCUUAUCAAGGAACCUACCACAAGGAAACAACUCAGAGGAUUCCUGGGAACAGCAGGGUUUUGUAGACUAUGGAUACCUGAUUUCAGCAGUCUGGCCAAGCCCUUACAUGAAAGCACUCGAGGUGCAGAAAAGGACCCAUUCGUAUGGGGACCUGAGCAGCAACAAGCCUUUUUAGUUAUCAAACAACGACUUAUGGAGGCCCCAGCCCUUGGACUGCCUAAUUCGGAAAAACCCUUUCAGCUGUAUGUACAUGAACAGAAUGGGAUUGCAGCAGCAGUCCUGACCCAGAGAUUAGGAAGUUGGAACCGUCCAGUAGCUUAUUUGUCAAAACAAUUGGACUCAGUAGCAAAAGGAUGGCCUCCAUGCCUAAGGGCAGUAGCGGCCACUGCAAGCCUUGUCAAAGAAGCUGAUAAAUUUACCUUUGGCCAGACGAUGUAUGUGAAUGUACCUCAUGCUGUUCUGACACUCAUGGAAUAUAAGGGUAGUUAUUGGCUAACGAAUCCAAGGAUGGCUAGAUACCAAGGCCUAUUGUGUGAAAAUCCCAGGAUUCAUCUACGAGUAGUGAAUAUGCUCAAUCCAGCAACUUUGCUGCCCCUACCAGAGGUAGAUGAUGAAGAAUCACAUGAUUGUCUCCAAAUAAUGGAUGAAGUGUAUUCCAGUAGACCCGAUCUGAAAGAUGAACCAUUGAAAAAUCCAGAUGUUGUAUAUUAUACUGAUGGUAGCAGUUACCUGCAUGAAGGUGCCAGACGAGGCAGGAUAUGCUGUGGUCACCAAUGAGGAAGUUGUGGAAGCUGAAGCUUUGCCUGCUGGCACCUCAGCACAAAAGGCUGAACUUAUAGGUUUAACUAGAGCUCUGCAAUUGGCAGCCGGAUGUAAGGCAAACAUCUAUACUGAUUCUAAAUAUGCCUUCUUAACCCUGCAUGCACAUGGAGCUCUAUGGAAAGAAAGAGGUCUAAUCGGAGCCCAUGGGAAGGCCUUGAAAUAUGGACCUGAAGUAGAAAUCCUGUUGGAAGCAGUAUGGGCUCCAGAACAGAUUGCUGUAAUGCACUGCAAAGGUCAUGGACGUGGAAGGGAUCCAAUAACCAGAGGAAAUCAUGCUGCUGACAAAGCAGCCCGAGAGGCAGCCCAGAAGCCUGUGGGAGGAUUUAUAGCAGCCCUCAUACCAGAGGUAGUUCCAGAAGAAAUUAAACCUCACUAUACCCCAGAAGAGAGGAAGUGGGCUGAACAGGAAGGAGCGGUUGUGAAGGACGGUUGGAUGAUCCUGCCGGACAAUAGGAUUUAUGUACCUCAUCACCUAGCAGGCACAAUUGUAAGAAAUUAUCAUGAAUCUACUCACCUUGGCGGUACUGCAACCAGAGAGAGUCUCAGUCGGAAGUUGUAUAUUAUUAACCUAUCACAAUUAGCAACUUGCAUUUCACAGAAAUGUGUUCUUUGUGCUAAAAACAAUCCCAGGCAGGGACCGGUACAACCUCCUGGAAUCCAACAUGUGGGAUACGUCCCCAUGGAAAGCCUAAUUGUGGACUUCACAGAGCUGGUCCCUUCUAAGGGAUUCAAGUACCUCCUUGUGUUUGUAGAUACCCUUACCGGAUGGGUUGAAGCUUUUCCCACCAGGACUGAAAAGGCACGAGAGGUAACUAAGAGACUCCUCACUGAAUUGAUCCCGAGGUUUGGAUUACCUAGAUGCAUUGGAAGUGAUAAUGGGCCAGCGUUCAUUGAUCAAGUAGUACAAGAAGUAUGUCGAGUCCUACAAGUGAAAUGGAGACUGCAUGCAGCAUAUAGGCCUCAAAGUUCGGGGAAAACUGAAAGAAUGAAUCGGACUCUGAAAACCCAAUUGGCAAAAUUAACCCAGGAAACAGGAUUGGGAUGGGUAGAUGUGUUACCCAUAACACUGUUUCGUGUUCGGUGUGCACCCACAAAAAGACUUAAGUUGUCACCUUUUGAGCUCCUGUAUGGGAGGCCACCCUCCUUUGUUCAGGAUAUUCCAGCUGACCUCAAACAAAUAGGAGACCAUGUGACACAGGGACAAGUGCAAUCUCUCUCCCGUGUUUUUGUUUCUCUUAACAGGUGGGCCCUCGAGCGCACGCCGUGCAGCAUUGCCGAGCCGAUUCAUCAGUUCCAGGCUGGCGAUAGCGUAUGGGUGAAAGAGUGGAAACGUGAUCCACUUGCACCUAAGUGGCGUGGGCCUUACACCGUCUUGCUCUCUACUCCAACAGCGGUGAAGGUAGCUGAGGUGACCCCCUGGAUUCAUCACUCCCGUUUGAAGAAGUCCGAAGGCAGUUGGACGUGCAAAGGUGACCCCUCUAAUCCUUUUAAACUGACUCUCUCCAAAAAAACCCUGUAUCUAGCCCUACGGGGAACGGGCUAGGUCACGGGCAACAUUAGACGACCGGCCUGCUGCAGCCACAACCUGGAAGCUGGCUGACCUGCGCACGCCUGAAGCUUGAGGAGCGUCUGAACCAGCGAUUGUGAACAGGAAGAUUCUCUUAUACAAUUGAUUGACUGCCCCCCCCUGUGGAACAAUUAUCAGGGAUAUUACUCAUUGGGGAUCCUCGGGAUAUAUGUUUUGGUCUUGGUGGUUCCCCAUUUCUGUCAUUGGGGAAUUAUAUUGGGCCUAAUAUUUUUUGUUAUCACAAUAAGGUAAUCUUUUGUGGAAGAAAUGCAUAUACUAGACAUCAACAUGAUUUUAUUAUUAAUCCUGAUCCCUUGGGAAGGGGAAGGGUCCUUGAAUCUGACCAAAUUUGCUAAAUAUGGAUUCCGCCAUGACCACAAUAUGUGGGUAGGCUUAGCUGAGAUGGUAGCCAAUGUUACAAAUAGGACCAAUUGCCUUGUUUGCUCUCUUGGACCAGAUGAUUCAGAGGGAGGUAUGCCCUUAUUACCGAUACCAUUAAAUGCCAUUGGUAUGGUAGCGAAAUGCCACACCAAACAGAAGUACAGAAUUUCCCCGGAUGGAACUCAACUAAACCAAUACGAGUUAUACCUGUGCAAGGGAAUUCUGUGUACAUAAAUUAUCAGCUGCAGCUGAUUCUAUCAUGAUAGGCUCUUCUCAUUGCCACUAUACUUGGGAUUAUAUUAAGAAUAGUCAAACCUGGGCAAACGGUACUACCUAUCGAACUCGGAAUACCUUGCCCUGUGCACCUCCUUUUAUUCAUGCAUGGAAACUGGUGUGGAACAUAACUGUGACAGAAAAGGCAAUCUAACAUACUGCACUGUGAACUCUAUGCCCCUUUUGAUAUUUCGCCUUAUGCACUCCACGUACCAAAACCUCAGACCCGAUGGUUGUGGUGGAUAUGUGGAGAAUGGGCAUACAAGCAACUCCCUCCCAAAUGGAGUGGGACUUGCUUCCUGGGAUGGGUAUUACCACCAAUGUGGAUUAUGCCCACUAGUUCGGCAAAGCGUACACGAAGAAAUGCUGAUAUUUCUCAUAUAGCAGGAGGAAGUACCCAAAGUUGGAGUGAUACUGAUGAUUGGCCACCAGAGCGCAUUAUAGCCUAUUAUGAGCCUGCCUCCUGGAAUCCUGAUGAGCUCAUACAAGGGGCACGGGAUCCUAUUUAUAAUCUAAACAGAAUAAUUCGAUUGCAAGCAGUAGUGGAACUUGUAACCAAUGCAACGGCCCAGAGUUUGAGACUUAUUGCACAACAGUUGGAUGAAAGUAGAGCCGCCAUUUUGCAGCUGAAAAUGGGAAUGGAUUAUGUACUUGCCAGGCAGGGAGGCCUAUGUGGAGUCUUAAACUUGACAGGGAAUGCCUGUUGCUUUAACAUUUCUGAUAAUGGUGAGGCAAUCCGUGUGUUGGCCACAAAGAUGGAGAGUAUAGCACAUGUCCCAGUACAAAUAUGGGAAGGAUGGGAUAUGGGAUGGCUCACCAAUUGGUUACCUAAUGUUGCGGGACUCAAAGGGAUACUAUUGUCUUGCUUGUUUUUCUUGACGGUAGUAGUAAUGGUUUUAUGUACGGUGCCAUGUAUCAUUUCAUGUUUUAGAAGUACAAUUAGCAAGAUGAUUUCAAAUGAAACUUUACCUCAUAUUAUGGCCCUAUACAGAGCUUUACCUCAGGAAUAUGACGAAGGUCAAGCUAUCAAGGACACUUGGGAUGAAGGUCCUUGAGCUUGAAAGGGGGGAAUGAGGCAUCUGAUCAAAAUCUGCUUUGAGCUUAAAAAAAUUAUAUUUGUAAAUAUAUUUUUCUCUGCCAGGGAAGAUCAGCUGAAUACUCUGGCAGCUGUUCAGGGGCCCCACUGCUAUAAAUAGCAGUAUUUCAGGGUUGUAAAAAAGUAUUUCAGGGUUGUAAAAUUAGAGCCAGAGAGCAAAAGGUCACACUGACCAGAAUACAAUCAAGCUGUAAAAACACAAUUAAGAACUGGUAAAUCAGAAAACUCGAGCCAUAAGGUUAAAGGUUAAAUGGAAGAGGUUGCUCUUAGAAACAGCUGCUGGUUAGGGAAAAAGGUUUCUUUAUAGAACUUAGGAACUUAGCUUUUACUAAGUUCCUUCUAAUUUGAAAAGGCCUUUCCUUCUAAAAAUCUAUCUAUGUUAUGUAUGAAAUAUAUUGGCUUAAAUGUGAUUAUGCAAAGGAUUUAGAAAGUAAGAAAUGUUAGAUUCUUAUGUUAGAUUCCUAUUAUGGUGGGUGAGAAGGUGAACUCAAGAUCUCUUUAAGAUAAAAAAAUUAGAAACCAUGCACCAUCUGCUUUAGCCAUCUGGUUUGCGGUGAAUAGGGCAACAGGGGCCAAAGGUUAUCUGGUAAUUGAGGUGCCUGGUCGAGGUAAAUGUAAGAUAUAUGGCUACUUGUCUGCCAUUUAUGGAUACAAGGAAAUAUAGCUCUUGUCUCCCAUAAAAGGGAAUAGGAAAUGGGUGUAUCUUUUAUGAUUGGUUCUAGCAAACAGCCAAUAGGAAUUUCAACCAGGCUGAUUGGACAGAGGCAGCCAAAGGAGGAGCAAGGGGGCUGGGCUGAGGAAAUAUAAGUGCUGGCCAUCAGGGCUGGAGUAGGCAGAGCUUUGGUAUCCAUAUACCACUGUGUCUCUCAUUUAUUUGUCUGACAAAUAAAUUAUUAUUUUAAUUUCUCUAUUGCUGCGUUGAAUAUUUCAUUCCAGCUAAGCGUUAACCACAAGCAGGGUGCUACAACGUCUGCCUCUCCCUAUUCUGUCUGACACAGGGGUUUACGACCCCUUUAUUCGGAGGGGACAAAGAAGGAAGGAAAAAGGAAAGGUUCUGAGCACGAGUGCCCCCCCACCUCACAAUUUAUGGCUCUGGCCCAGGAGUGGCUCUGGUGCCCUGGAAAACACAAGGGACCCAAAGGGAGAAAGAGGAAUUAGCCGAAGCCUUCCCCCGCCCCCAGCCAAGAAACAAUAAUGUCUUUCACCAGGAAAAGGUGACCUUCGCUGAAGUGUGCCUGGAGGAAGAGCGCAGAGACCCAAGUCAGCUCUAGCAGCUUGGAAGCGGGGCCACAACCUUCAGGAAACAUGUAAGAGCUUCCAGCUUGGAGGGGUCUGGGUGGCCGAGAGCAGGGUCAUGUCAGAGGGUCAGGGCACGGACAGGGCUCCCUCCUUUGGCACCUGCCCAGUUUCCUCUUUAAAGUUUUUUGGGGGACAGAAUUUGUAGCCGCUCUCCUGCCUCUUGCAGCUCUUUCGCCGGCCUUUGGGGGCCAGUUGACACAGAAACCAGACCUUGCGGUUUCUGCUUCUGUUAGAUUUUGGCAGUUUCCCUUCCAUUUCCACAGAUGCUCUGUGAUAAAGAAACAGGUACAGGUUAGUGGCAUAGCGCAAUGUGAACAUGUUCAUUCUAGGAUCUAGGGAGGGCAUAUCUAUUUCUAAGCUUAGUGUUUCAGACAUACUUGGGGGGGUGUUUGGAUGCCCUGCCUGUGAUCCCCAUGGAAAUGGCUCACGCUGCUUAUUGUCUUUGUGUCUGUGCCGCACUCCAAGCAAGCAGAACGGUUUUCCUCUGACAGAUGCCUGGGUUUGUGUGUGCUCUGUGUAUGUGUCUACGGAAGGAUGCAUUCAAAUUUAUCACCUGCCUUUCUCUCUAGAUUUUGGCAUUCCCACUUCCCCAGUCUGUCUCAUUCCCUUUUAAAAAUAAAAAUAAAAAUAUUUUUUAUUAAAUUUUACAUAACACAUUUCAGUUUAAACAUAUCAAUUACCUUUACAUUUAGGAUUCUCAGAAUCUCUUGACUCCUCCCUGCCCUUUUCUGGUUUCCAUUGUCCAUCCCUUUUUAUUCAACUUAUCCCUUUUCUUCCAAUUUAUUGUAUCUAUUAUUAACUUUUCCGUUAUAUUUUGUCGUUUACAAGUAUUACUCUAAUCCUGCCAAAGAUUUUAACUAUUUACAAUGUUCUUUUAAAUGAACUAUACAUCCCCCCCCCUAUUUUCUCCUAAUCUUCUUCUCGUCCUGGUCUCUGAUUCUCCCGGUCAGUUUCACCAUUUUGGCAUAGCCCAUCAUCUUCAUCAGUCUGUCUCAUUCCCAAACUGGUGCCAACACACUGGGAGCCCUCCAUUUAAUUCCCCACCUCCCCAAUUUUUCAUUGAGUGCUCAGGCUGUGCAGUUUGGCACCAGCUGUUCAUCUGUGCCUUUUUCUUCCCUCAUCAUUAUCAGUGCACACACCCCAUGCGAUUUAGCAAAGCACUGCAGAAGCAACUGAGGUGCAAAUGUAUGGGCAGGCAUAUCGAGAUUCCGUUUGCGUUCUGCUGAUGCGCAAGAGCACCUGCUCUGGAGUUGUGAAGGCUCCACAGUGAAAGACUCAAGGUGGCACCAGAAUGUACAAUCACACCCAGAUUUCUUUUUUUGUAGGGCGUGCAGAAUAUCAGGAAUAUGGGGUGUUGGGGGAGAGGGAAGACUUCAGUGAACUGUGAAGGCACUGGCAGCUGUGGCUAACUGCAUACACUCCGGUUCCAGAAUUCAUUUAGAAUUUUGAGGCACAGCAAAGUUCUGGCAGAAGGCAGGAGUUGAAGGAAGGGAGAUCUGCCUCUCCUCCUCCUACCAAGGGUUCUAACCAGCAGGAUUGCAUCUCUCUCUGUGCAGGAGAAGGACCAUGACAUCAGUGCCUCUGCUGGUCUUCCUUAGCAUGGCAGCCCACCUCCUGCAGCCCACCCUCUGCUUGAGGGUCGGUGCUUUCAACAUCAGAACCUUUGGAGACAGCAAGCUGUCCAAUCAGACCGUCACAGACUUCAUCGUCAGCGUGAGUCCAUCUGACCGCCAAGGAGAGACACUUAUUCCAGGGGUUCUUGUUCAAUUGCUUUAGGCUGGGCUCCUCCAAAGAAGCAAUCUUUACAGCUUAACAUUGUGCAGACAUGCUCCAUGGACCCUUGGAAACUUUCCGCACUCACCGUUAGCCAUCAGGCUGGGGUUUAUGGUCCCCAAUGAUCUCAUUUUCUAUGUUCACAGAAUAUAUCUGUCACUUGCCACCCCAAUCUCUCGGCAGUGAAAGAAUCCGGGGGCUCCAGGCAUUUAUUCAGAGUUCCCUUUCCUUGGAACGAAAGCCAGCGGAGAUGGUGGUGUCUUUAGGACAUACUGUAUGGUUUUAUUUACACAUUUAUGCAGCCUGAGCAUAGGGGAUCGCAGCAUUAACACCCCAACAGAUCUUGCUUCUCCAUUAAUCACAGCUUUGGAUCCAGCACAGAGCAAACGGGCCUGUGUGUCUGAAGCUUCCAGCCUGCUUUCUGCUCACACAUCACUGGCUAUUGUUCCUCUAUCUAUGACCCGGAAAGCUGUCUGUUGACAAACGCCAGCUUCCUCAGCCUGAAAGGGGCGUGGGUGGCGCUGUGGUCUAAACCACUGAGCCUCUUGGGCUUGCUGAUCUGAAGGUCAGCAGUUCGAAUCCCCGCAACGGGGUGAGCUCCCAUUGCUCAGUCCCAGCUCCUGCCAACCUAGCAGUUCGAAAGCACACUAGUGCAAGUAGAUAAAUAGGUACUGCUGUGGUGAGAAGGUAAACAGUGUUUCUGUGCACUCUGGUUUCUGUCACUGUGUCCUGUUGCACCAGAAGCGGUUUAGUCAUGCUGACCACAUGACCCAGAAAGCUGUCUGUGGACAAACGCCGGCUCCCUCGGCCUGAAAGCGAGAUGAGCGCCACAACCCCAUAGUCACCUUUGACUGGACUUAACCGUCCAGGGGUCCUUCACCUUUUACCUUUUACCAUCUCUAUACCAGCUAGGUGAGGGAGGGGGAAGCCUCCUGGAGGGCGCCAUCACUUAGUGGUAGGUCUUGCACUCUUUUUGGGGUGCUAAGGCCACUGUCUUACAAAGCAACCAGUCUAACUAGUUCAGCAAACUCCUCUUGUCAGCUUUUAACCUCACUGGGUACAGAACUAGAAGGGACUCAGGGCAUCAUCUAGACUGACCCACCACAAACCUACAACAUACCAGAACAUUCCCACCUUUCCUCACUGCUCACCUUCUCUUUUUCCACAUCCAGCUCCUCGCAUUCAUCCCAGCUUGAGUCCUGAAGCUGGUGAAAUUCUCUCUGCUCUGCCUCCUUACAGAUUUUGUUCUUGUAUGACAUCACCCUCAUCCAGGAGGUCCGAGAUGCCGACCUGAGCGCAGUGAAAAAGCUGAUGACCCAACUGAACCAGUGAGGGCUUUUUUGAAAAAAGGGUAUCUAGAGGUUAUGUGGCUUUUAGGUGUAAUCAAAACUUAUUCGAUCAAAGCACUCCAGGAUUGGGGGAGACUGGGAGGGUGGUGGGGAUGACAAGUCCUGGCAAAGUCCCUUUUUCUCCAGGAAGAGAAAAAUCCUAGGAAUUUUGCCCUGGGUUCGGCCCCAGCAACCGCACACCCUAAAAGGGGAACAUUGCAGCAGCUGUUGGGAAGAGUGAGAUGGCAGCUCUUGAAGCAAGAGGCAACACCGCAGAUUACCAAUCCACUUUCUCUGUUCUUCCUGUGUUUGCCUAGAGUCAGGCAAAAUGAAUAUAUUUCAUUGCUAACCUUCCCUUUUAGGGCAUCACCGUAUCCAUACAGCUAUGUGGUCAGCAAGCCUUUGGGUCGCAACAGCUACAAGGAGCAAUACCUCUUUGUUUACAGGUGAGAGCCUCAAGCAGAGCCCAGGAUGUAACGGGGGGGCGGGGCAGCAUCACUGGAGGGGAGAUUUCCAGAGGGGCAGCAGCAACUGUUAUGUACUGAAGUUCCCACCCUGGGCCAGCAGGGGGAUACUGUAGAUAGUUUUCACUCAGGUCCACAUAUGCAAAUAAGGGAUUGAAAGUGACAUUCAGUGAUUGGAUAGUUACAGAAAGUGGUUACUGUUGCGUGGUAGUGGAGCUCUAUAUAAGCAGGCUGGCUGAACCCUUCAGUUCUGUUCUGGCCUGUGAAUAAACAAAAGCUGUUUGAAGAAUCACUGUGCGGUCUGAUAUAUUCACCCACAACUUAACAGCAACCAUGUGACUCUUCAGCAGCAAAACAGUCCUGUGCAGCACCUUAACAACAACAAACGUGUUAUGGCAGAAACUUUCAUCAGAUGCAGGACGUGGGGUCCUGAGUGGCAGGUAGAUAGCUUUACAUUGCUGGUGGUGAGGAACUGUAAAUAUAUGGAAAGGCAUUGCAGGAAAAUACAGGCAGUUACAAAGCACGAUGGCUAUUAACGCACAUUUAACUCACACGUUUUCAACCAUACACAGUUGAAGGCCGUCUGGUUUAAAUCCCACAUGUUAAAUGCAAGCGAGGAAGAGAGCUCAAAAGUUAUUUUCAUAUUGGGCUUUCCCUGUGGAAGAAUAACUUUUUAGCUCUCUGCCUCGCUUGGUGAGGGUGGGGUGAGAAACUCUCACGUGCCGCCUCCAGAAGCCACAGGGCGCUCGCUCGCAUGAGGAUGCUUCCAAGGGUUUGAAUAUGCAAACUUUUGCAUAUAUGCGGAACCCAUGGAACAGAAUCCCCGCAUAAGGUGUGAUUGCACUGUAAUUACAUAUUUUGUGUUUGCCUCCCAGAACACUUUGCAGCUGGCUGGUACCCAUCUGGGAGCAAAGGAACUUAAAAGGCCGCAACAUAAAGUUUUAAACUGUUUUCUAACAUUGUGGUGUGAUGUUGCCUUGUAAUGUUGUAACCCACCCUGGGACCUUAGGGUGAAGGGAGGGAACAAAUUAAUAAUAAUAAUAACCCCCACCUCCAGCCCCAACUGUGUGUGUACCAGGAACCCGGGAUAACUAGGACUCUGGUGCAGUGAACUAUAAUCCACAAAAUCUCUCUUUUAUUGCCCAUUAAUUUUUAUUGCUUUUCAGUUUUUUAAACGAAUUCAACUUUAAUUCUAAUUUAACGCAAAUUUGAAAAUGACUUCCCAGCCCACCAUUGAGAUGUUUCACUUCCCACCCUCCUUAGCUGCUGUAAUGUGUGAACUCUCAUGCCAUGUUGUACUUGUUUGCCCUUAAGGUGGCACAGGUCUCCCAGGAUGUGGAGAUGCCCUGGGUGCCUCUCCCAGACUUUGUUGCAAACUGUCACCAUCUCCCUUUGGUGGCCACAGUCUCUGACCCAUCACUUGCAAGGGACCCAAGCAAGGACCUGUCUCUCUCCUCCUCCUUCUCUCCACACAGGGAGGACAACGUCAUUCUCCUGGACAGCUACUAUUAUGACGACGGCUGUGAGCCCUGCGGGAACGACACCUUCAGUCGGGAGCCCUUCAUUGUGAAAUUUGCGGCACCUCAGACGCGUAAGCAGCCCCCGCCUCCCCCUCUCAGCUGAUGCAGCUGACAGGGCAGCCCAGGGAGAGGAGAAACUGGCCCUGCCGCAUCUGCAAGAAAUCAGUCUUUCAGUGAGGUGGAAUCUACCCUUUGGAACUCCUUGCCUCUUGAUAUCAGGCAGGCAGCUUCGCUGCACUCUUUUCAGCACCUGCUGAAAACUUUUUUUGUUUUUUAAAAAUUUAUUUAUUUGGUUAUUCAAAUUACAGUUUUACAAUCACAUAUCCAACAUACAACAUAUAGACAAGAUUCCAUAGAAUCUCCCAGACUUCCCUCCUUCCUUUUGUGGGUCCUAUUAUUAAUCAUUAUCUCCUGCAUCUUUUAUAAUAAUCCAAAUCUUUCACAUCUCCAUUAUAUCCAAAAUUCACCAUUAAACUACAAGUGUCAUUCCAAUCCUACUAACAAUUUUAACUGUUUACAAUGGUUUUUAAGAUAAAUUAUAAAAUUUCCCCAUUCCUUGUUAAAAUUUUGGUCUUCCUGAUUUUUGAUUGUUCUGGUCAUUUUUGCCAUUUCGGCAUAAUCCAUCAACUUGAUCUGCCAUUCUUCUCUGGUGGGGACUUGGCAAGUCUGCCAAGAUAUCCAGCAUGCUAAUGUGUUUUUAGUUUAUUGGUGCUCUUGGUUUUUUGAAUGCUUUAAUUUUUUCCUGCUAAUAAUUUUAUGGCUUGUCCAGAAGCAAUAAAGAAGCAAUAAAAAGAAAGUUUGCUCACGAUCGGCAGACCACAGUGUGAUCCCUGCAGGCAGGCUUAAGGCUUAAAGUUACAAACGUAUAAAAACAGGUUUGUCCCAUAAGGGAGAUGACCUGGGGGACUGCUUGGCUGGCAGCCAGCAAUUCAUUCCAGGAAGUUUUCAGGACGAAAAGAAGCUGGAAAAGAGAGAGUGUGGCAGCAUGCCUUGGCCUUUUCCCAGGUCUGAAAAGGUCAUGCCCAUUCAAUAGUUGCAUGCAAGGAAGGAUGCUUCAGGCCAGGUGGAACAGGAAGUUUCGACUGGCUGGACCAAACAUCCCCCUGCAUGUCCACUCUAGGAAAACAAGGAAUGUUGCAUUUGACUGCUCUCAGUGGAUUACAUCCCACACUCGGAUUGUGGCUUUGGGGUGUUGUAAACAAUAAAAAUCUGCCCUUUUCCCCUUAUGGGGUAUCCAAGAGCCCAUAUAGAGCCCAUAUAGAGUUCCCUAUUGGUAGGAGAAAAUAACAGAGGCCAACCAGAGAAUAUUGAGAAGCAAAGCAGCUAGUAAGCUUGAUCUUUAUUGAUCUGUUGCAACAAGGUGCUUCCCUCACACACAGGAAAGGAGGAGGAACCCCAAACAAAGGUGUGCCCAUCCUUAUAUAGACAUUUUAAAUUGCCUGCCCUGGAGUCCAAGACCACCCCCACAAACAUCAUACCUACAUCAAAGAAAAGGUGGUCUACAACAGAAAUUUGAACGCUGUUGUUUUUCCUGUCUGGCAGGUUAUCUGAUAAUGCCUUAUCUGAUUGCCUUUCCUGGUAGUCUGUCACCCUUUGAGAUGGUGAUUUCCCAAUUCCUGAGACAAUGGGAAGGCUACCUGACCCCCUCCCUCCUUGCAGAGAAAACAUUUGGUCAGUUUGAGAGUCAAAAUGGUUUCAGGUCGGUCUUCCUGUGCUGAUCUAUGUACGUGCCUGGUUGGUACAUUUAUGAACAUUUAUUAUACACCUAAGACCUAAGGGACACGGGUGGCGCUGUGGGUUAAACCACAGAGCUUAGGACUUGCCGAUCAGAAGGUCGGAGGUUUGAAUCCCCGCGACGGGGUGAGCUCCUGUUGCUCGGUCCCUGCUCCUGCCAACCUAGCAGUUUGAAAGCACGUCAAAGUGCAAGUAGAUAAAUAGGUACCGCUCCGGCAGGAAGGUAAACGGCGUUUCCGUGCCCUGCUCUGGUUCGCCAGAAGCGGCUUAGUCAUGCUGGUCACAUGACCCGGAAGCUGUACGCCGGCUCCCUCGGCCAAUAAAGCGAGAUGAGCGCCGCAACCCCAGAGUCAGUCACGACUGGACCUAAUGGUCAGGGGUCCCUUUACCUAAGACCUUAAAACUUCUUUUAACAGGGGCAAGAGGUCUGGCACAGCCAGGGGAAGGGAGGAGAAGGCAUGGGGGGGGAGAAGCCAUACUCUGUGUCCCCAGAUGGAGGCAGCAAUUCUUCUGAAUCCCGAUUGCUGGAAACCAUGGGACAGGGUUUUGGCGCUCGAAUCCUGCUUGCUGGUUUCCCGGGUGUGGGUGUGGUUGGCCUCCGGGAGAAUGGGAUGCUGGAGGGGGUGGGCCGUGGGUCUGACCCAGCCGAUGCUCUUUGGAUGUUCUUAACUGCGACUUCUCCCUCAGAGGUGGGGGAACUGAUCCUGGUGCCUUUGCAUGCCGCUCCCGAAGAAGCAGUGGCCGAGAUAGACGCCCUCUACGACGUCUUCCUGGAUGUGAGAGAUAAGUGGGGGACAGAGGUAAGUGCCCCCCCAAAAGUGGUGACUUUUGCUUGCCACCGGUGGUUGCUUGAGAAAUAUCGGGGGCAUUGUGGAGAUUAGACCCCAGUCCCACUUAUAUGUACCGUAUUUUUCGCUCAGUAAGACGCACUUUUUUCCUAAAAAGUAAGGGGAAAUGUCUGUGCGUCUUAUGGAGUGAAUGUGUGGUCCCUGGAGCCGAAUCGCCUGAGUGUGGCGCACGUCGUUACCCCACCCUCCCGGGUUGCCGGCGGCCUCCCCUUUCCCCUGGGAAGGUUUGGGAGCGGCGGGCACGCUGUGUGACGUUGCCUGGCGCUCCCGGGCUGCUCUCUUUGAGAGGGGCUUUGCCAACGGCCUCCCCUUUCCCCUGAUGGCUCCGGGGAUGUUGGCUGGAAGAUGGCGAGAAGAGGCAGCUGCUGAGAGAGGAGAGGAAGAGGAUGGAGAGGAGGGGGACCUAGAAGCGGGGCGAAGGGAGAGGAGGUAGGUUGCCACAAGUGGAGAGUCAUGGGAGAGGGCAAAGGAGAGGCAGCAGCGAAAAGGAGAAAUUGCAGGCGUUGCCUGAGGAGUUUGGGCGAAAGGGACGGAGAUGAUUUGCUCAUCUUUAAGGAGCCACCAAUGUCCUGAGGGUGGGAGGUGGUCCACAAAAUCGCAUACCACAUUUUUUGCUCCAUAAGACGCACCUGACCAUAAGACGCACCUAGUCUUUAGAGGAGGAAAACAAGAAAAAAAUAUAUUCUGAAUCACAGCCUCCUCGGGAGGAGAGUGAUCCCCGCGGAGGCUUGGAAGGCUUUCCUUCUCCCCACUUUUUUCUCCCCCUCCACAAGCAGCACAGGCCCCUUUUCCAGCCUCCUCCUCUCCGUCCCUUUCGCCCAAACUCCUCAGGCGACGUCUGCAAUUUCUCCCCAUCGCUGCCACGUGUCCUUUGCAUACGCACCUAGUUUUUAGAGGAGGAAAACAAGAAAAAAAUAUAUUCUGAAUCACAGCCUCCUUGGGAGGAGAGCUCUAAAAACUAGGUGCGUCUUAUGGAGCGCAAAAUGCGGUAUAAGGUUUUGUGGGUAGCAGACAGGGGUGCCAACUUGAAUAAAAUAUUGGGAGGGGGGCAGGUAAGCCCUGCCCCACAUAAAUGAUCACAUGACAUGGCGCACACACACCAUUUGAAUGGCAGUGCCCAUCAACUUUGCCCCCUCCCACCUGAAGCUUGUUUAGUUUGAGGAUGAAAGACUAAACAAGGAUAAAAAAAGAGAAAAGAAACCAAGACGCUCUCAUUUCAUUGCCUUGAUUCUAGCUGUUGUGUCUGGAGAUGCAAAAUUCGCCAGUGGCUUUUUAACUGUUUACAAAUAGAAUGUGAUUGUAAAAUGAACAGUUUGGGUUGUGUUCUAAUUAUGAAGUUUCUCCAGAUAUUAAUAAAUCAUAACAUUUUUUGGCUGCUUACAAAAAACAACAACAACCAACUUGGCCCCCACUUGGCCCCCUCAAAUAUUAUAUUAGGGGGGUCAAAGGUACCUCGGCCCCUAGGAGUUGGCUCCCAUGGUACCAGACUCCCCUAAAUUCCUCAGUCCAGUAGGAGUUAGAAUUUAAUCAAGGGAAAUGUUAAAACAUAAGCCUGGGAGGGGAAAAGGAAGGCAAUGGCUCAUUAAAAGAGCUCUGUCCCAGACAGCAAGUGGGCAGGUGGGUGGGCCCCUUCCUCCAGCUCUUAGGUAGUUCGUGAAAAGAACAAAAGCCAGGGUUUAGAGUUUUAGAAUUGGCUGGGAUGUGACCUGGAGGAAAAAAGUUGCACUCUGGUAAAGGCGGCAGGCUGGAGAGAGGGUCAGAGCACGGCGGCUGAUGUCUGUGGGCGGCUAUAGGAGAAACAAGACCCUCUUGAGAUGUUAAUGCUGCGAACCCCUCCGUCGUAGGCUCAGGUGUGGUUCUUAUAUGUAAAUAAGCCGUAUAUUAUAAAGAAACCACAGGCUGCACUGUGCCUCAUUCCCAUGGGCCCUGGGAGAGCGCCUGGAACCCCUGGGAUCUCGCACCACUCAGAGAUUGGGGUGGCAGGCAAUUAAUUAUGUGUGUGUGAGUAUAUCAAGGAAUAAUAAAAUCAUAGAACUGUACAGUUGGAAGGAUCCCUGAGCGUCAUGUAGUCCAAACGCCUGCAAUGCAGAAAUCUCAACUAAGGCAUCCAUGACAGACGGACAUGGAUGUGUGUGUGUGUAAUAAUAAUUUUUUGUGUGUGUGUUGGCAGCACACAAACACAUAAGAGUAAUGAACUGUCCACCGUAAAUGGUUUAAUUAGCCAAAGGCCUGGGAGUAGAGGAAUGUUUUUGCCCGGUGCCUAAAGACAUUUCAGGCAAGCCUCCCUGGGGAGAGUAUUUUUUUAAAAAAAAUAUUUUUUAAAAUUUUAUUUUUUACCAACCACCAAAACACAAACAGUGAAACCUACCAGGCGGCUGAUACAUUGGGUAUACAAUAUUCAAUAAUAUACAUAUUCAAUAAUAUUCAAUAAUAACAUAUUCAAAUCAACCAUACGUACACUUCUAUAUACCUUAACACUCCUCCUUCCACAAGAUUUAUUUAACUUUUAACAUUUUAAUUGCCCCAAAUUGUUCAAACCUACUCAAAUAAUUCAAUAUCUUCUCAAACCAAUCCCCCUCUUUCGCACUGACCUUAAAUCCUUUCAUUCUAUGUAUCUUCACAGUUAGGUAUCCUAAAAUUAUAAUAUUAUUCAGUUUUUUCCUCCAUUGGUUCACCCCUAACUCUUCUGCAUUUUUCCAAUUACCACUAUAACCUGUCUGGCUGCAAUUACCAUCAACUUUACCCAUUUGCCUUCCUCUUUUGUUUUUAACUCGGUACUACUCAGGGUAAUAAGAACCAUUAAUUUAGUUAUUUCCGCAUUCCUUCCCACAAUUCCCAAUAUUUCUAUACCAAUCUGUUUCCAAAAUUCAUUAACUAACGGACAAUCCCAGCAGAUAUGACUGUACGUUCCAGUCACUCCACAUUUCCUCCAGCAAUUCUUACUUCCAGAUUUUGUAAGGUGAUAUAACCUUACUGGUGUAUCUCUCUCCCUGGGGAGAGCAUUGCACCAACCAGGAGCCACCACAGAGAAGGCCUGCUCUUACGUUGCCAACCCUCCAGACCUUUCGUGGAGAGGGGCGCAUGGAGACGGGCCUCAGAUGACGACUGCAGGGUCUGGGCCAGUUCAUAUUGGGCAUGCGUGUGUGUGUUUGCCCAAGGGUCAGCUUCAACCCUGAGCCGUGUCUUUCCUGGGGUCCAUAACCACCUCCUGAGCUUGUUUCUUCCUCCUGGCAGGACAUGCUGUUCCUGGGAGACUUCAACGCUGGCUGCUCCUACGUCCGGCCUGAGGACUGGCCCCGCAUCCGCCUGCGCACCAACAGCGCCUUCCAGUGGCUCAUCCCAGACACAGCAGACACCACUGUGACCAGCACCCACUGUGCCUACGACAGGUGAGUGGCAGGAGGCCAGGGCCCAGAGGCUCUUUCUCUCUCCCCCCAGAGCCACUUUGGGGCUGCAAAAACAACGCAGCAGUAUUGAGUUACUGGUCUCUGCAGCCACAGCAGGCACUGCGAUUCUCAUAGAAUCAUAGAGAUGGAAGGGAUCACCAGGGUCAUCUGUUCCAACCUUCUGCAAUGCAGGAAUCUUUUGCCCAAUUUGGGCCUUGAACCCACAACCCUGAGAUUAACCAUCUCAUACUCUACCGACUUCACCCCCGGAGGCAUACUCCAUUGUCUCUUGAGACAGGAGGACGCCGACAACAAUCAGAUUCAUCCCAUUGUUCUUUUUUAUUAUUUGCUGAGAUUUAACUGAAAGUUAGUGCAGGUGGCGCUGUGGUCUAAACCACAGAGCUUCUUGGGCUUGCCGAUCGGAAGGUUGGCGGUUCAAAUCCCCUCCGGUGGGAAGGUAAAUGGUAUUUCCAUGCGCUGCUCUGGUUCACCAGAAGCAGCUUAGUCCUACUGGCCACAUGACCCAGAAGAACUGUCUGUGGACAAAUGUCGGCUCCCUCGGCCAGUAAAGCGAGAUGAGCGCCGCAACCCAGGAGUCGUCCGCGACUGGACUUAACGGUCAGGGGUCCUUUACCUUUUUAACUGAAAGUUUUAUUGAUGGCUUCCCUGUGUUGUUGUUGUUGUUGUUUGUAAUUUGGUCUUCAGUUUUGUCUAUACAUUUCGUUUUUUGCUUUUCUUUUCUUUUUUAAGAAUAAUUUUUAUUCACCAACCAAUCACAUCAAAUCAAACCAAAUUACAUAAAUUCCAAAUUACAAAGCCAAAUUUUAAAUUUUUGUUGGGGGUACCCAUAUUUCAAGUUCCGAAGGGGAUCCAAUCAUCUUCUUGCUUCUUAUUGCUGCUUUUAAUAUCCACAAAUCUAACCAUUUGAUGUUCACAGUACUGUCCAGUCCUUUCUUAUUGUUUUUCCACAUCUCUUCUUGUUAUUUUAAUAUAUUUUUCCUUUCUCUUUGUGACCUCUGAUAGUCUCCACAAGUGGGUUAAAACAGUUUGUAAUCCUGUGUGGAUAUUUUUUUUAUUAUCCAAUAGCCAUAUCCAGACGUUUUCCGUAUAACAUCACUUCCAUAACUCAAAACAGUCUUAGCGUCGUUAAUCUUCACAAAUCUGUUGCCUUUCUCAACCUCUGAGGAGAUUCACCAGGAAUGCAGUCUGAAAACAAAUCCAUUCCUCCUCCCGGUUAUAAAUCCUUCGGCAAGACUUGCCAAGAUGGCGAUUCUGUAUUUAUUGCUGCGCCAUUCCAAAAGCUCUUGUUCUUUACUCAAUCUCCAUAAAGCAUACUUUUGGUUAAAGUUUAUUUCCACACAGUCCUUAAUCAUCCUGCUUGGGUCAGUUAACCGACGGUUCUAACGAGGGGGGGUUCUUGGUUAAUCACAUAGAAGAAAAGAAAAAAAGGUUCCCCCCCAUCCAGUCCUGUUGCCCACAUACCCAGCCUUUGAUGUCUUCUUCGUAAAAUAUUCCUGUUGCUCCAACCCAUCGUCUUCUUUCACAGAGGUCCCUUCUGUUAACAGUCUUCACUCCCCUUCUUCACUUGAAAUAUGUGCAUUUGCUUCUUUUGUAAUUAAUUAUUCCAAAUUGCUGCAGCUAGUGCGCGAUCAAGGACAGCGUCUAGGAGAACCGGGGUCCACACAGGGGCAUUCUGCCUAGUGCCCUCACCCCCUUCUUUCAAAUUUGGGGGUGAUUUAUGGGCACAGCAGGCAAGGGCAGUGUUCCCCAUUCCCUUGGGGCAACAAGGGAGGCUGCCUACUCCCAUAACAGCCUCUUAAUUACCCCGUGUGGUCCGGAGAGAUGGUAUUGUCGGCCAUCUUCCAAUGCGCCCCUAGUGGCCCCCCUCGUUUUUUGCUUUUCAAAGGUUAUUUGACUGUGUUUUCUGUAAACCACUUAGGGAUUUUUGCCUAUGAAGCGGUAUCUAGAUAUUAUUGACGAGGGAGAUGUGCAGCCUUGAUGGCUCAGACCCAUUUUAAAGUCACCUAAGGGUGGGGGGUGGGGGCUGCCCUCACAUCCUGUGGAGCAGGUUCCCAAAUGUAACUGUGCCCUUGUGAUGCCUUGCAGGAUUACGGUGGUUGGCCCCAGACUCGGAAGCGGCAUCCUGCCCGGCUCAGCCAAAGUCAACGACUUCCAGCAGACCUUCAAGCUUCAACAGAAGGACGUGAGCAGCUGUUUCAAAAGUCUCACGGGUUUCCCAGUGGGGGGGGGGAGGGAUGGUGACUGCCGACCAGGCUGGGCAUGGGGAGCUCUGGUCUUAGAAUCAUUUAAUCUUCGAGUUGGAAGAGACCCCCAAGGAUCCUCUAGUCUAACCCGCUGCAGUGCAGGAAUCUCAGCUGAACCAGCCAUAACAGAUAAUAAUAAUAAUAAUAAUAAUAAUAAUAAUAAUAUUUUUUUAUUUAUACCCUGCCCUACCCGGUUCAGAAAACCAGGCACAGGGCGGCUAACAACAAAUUUAAAACACUUAAUUGAUGCAACAAAAAACAGCAUAAAAAACAGUAUAAAAUGUAAAUAAUAAAUUCAGAAUUCAAAAAUCAGUUUAGGGGGAAAAUCCAUCCAAUAAACAUUAGAUAAUCCCCAGGGCUAGCUGGCUAAAUUAGUCCUAUUUGCGCCAGCGAGGAGACCAGGGAAGAAUUAGCUGUGGGAUCCUAGAGUGGGUAAUCUUCAUAAAAAGGGAAGGGGAGGGAAGGAAGGGGAAUAAAAGAUCAGGCUAAGUUCAAAUUGAAAGCCAGGCAGAAUAGCUCUGUCUUACAGGCCCUGCGGAAGGAGGUUCAAUCCUGAAGGGCCCUGGUCUCCUGGGACAGAGCAUUCCACCAUGUUGGAGCCAUCACUGAAAAGGCCCUGGCCCUGGUGGAGGAUAGUCUGACUUCCUUAGGGCCUGGGACCUCUAAACUAUGAUUAUUCAUGGACCUUAAGGUCCUCUGUAGGGCAUACCAGGAGAGGUGGUCCCGUAAAUACAAGGGCCCUAAGCCACAAAGGGCUUUAAAGGUCAAAACCAGCACCUUAAACCUGACCCUGUACUCCACCGGGAGCCAGCGCAACUGGUAAAGGACUGUGUGAAUAUGCUCCCAUGGCAGGUACCCCGUGAGAUGACCAUCCAGCUUCUGCUUGAAAACCUCCAGUGAGGGAGAGCCCCCCACCUCCCAAGGGAAUCUUUUCCACCGUCAUGAGACCCCCAAAAUGAGCGCCAGAGUGCCAGACUGAAAAAGGAGUGUUGCUGGCCCAGUGUUCUGGCACAAGGGCUUGCAGCAGAGUGCUGGACCAAAACAACAGGACAUUCCAGGAUCCAACCAGAAGCCGGGUUUGGCUUCUGUUCUUCUAGGGAUGUCCCAUUUGAAACAGGGAAGUCGAGAGGUGUGUGUGCAUUAGAAGAAACAAAUUCACCCCAAACAACAGGGAAUGUUCAGGGAGCUGGGGAUGUUUAGCCUGGAGCCGAAGAGACAGAGAACUGACCUGGCAGCCACGUUUAGCCUGGAAAAGAGGAGGCUGAGAGGAGAUGUGCCAUCUUCAAAUAACUCAAGGGCUGUCACGUGGAGGAUGGAGCAAGCUUGUUUUCUCCUGCCCUGGAGGGUAGGACUCGAACCCAUGGCUUCAAGUUACCAGAAAGGAGAUUCCGACUCAACAUCAGGAUAAACUUACUGAUAGUAAGAGCCGUUCAGCAGUGGAACCGGACUCCCCUGGACGGUGGUGAACUCUCCUUCCUUGGAGGUUUUUAAGCAGAGGUUAGAUGGCCCUCUCUCAGGAAUGCUUUGACUGUGACUCCUGCGUCGCAGCGGGUUGGACGAGAUGACCCCUGGGGUUCCUUCCAACUCUCUGAUUCUGCGUGCCCCCCCCAAGACAGCCUCCUCUUCCUCCUAACUCCGCUGUUUCUUCCUUUCUUUUCCAGGCCUUGGCUGUUAGUGACCAUUUCCCCGUGGAAGUGACACUGAAAUCUCUUGGCAUUUCCUCCACCCCCAUGUAGCAGCACCCCCAGCGUAGACCUCCGAGGGGGCUGCAGAGCUCUGCCCUCCGGCUGCAGGGGUAGAAAAUGGGCAGAUUCAAACACCACGCUUUAGUUUUGGGAGAAGCCCCCAGGUCCCUCUGGCCUUUGGACGACCAGGACACCAGGCUCCAAGCGGUCCUUUCUGUGGCACGUGAAAUCCAAGCACUCUUCAAAACAAAAGAGGAUUAAUUCCACCCAAAUGUUUUCCCAGCUGCUGUGAAUGAUGAUGCUAAAGAUGAACUGCCAAAUUGCCAAAAAUCAUGGAUUAUGCAAGGGCUGAUGGAUCUGACAAAUGGAAACUCAGCGAGAUAAUAAAAAAUAAUAAAAAAUAAUAAUAAUAAAAUUUUAUAUGUAUCACGCCCUCCCUGGCCAAAGCCAGACUCAGAGCAGCUAACAUCUUAUAAAUCAGACAAUAUGCAUAAUACAAUAUACACUAUGCAAAUAAAAUAACAUUCAACAUUCAUUAAAAUAAUAUAGAAUAUUAAAUAUGGCAAAUCAAAAUGGAGGAUUUUGUAACACUGAACAAGAUAUCUUUGAUUUUAUGGGUAAAGCAAGAAGAAAAACGUUUUAAAGGAUUCGAACAAGAAUGAGCUUCUUUUUUAAAAAAAAAAAAAGGAAUGAAAAAUAAUGGGAGAUAAUUUAUAAUGUUAACCAUUUUCGGGGUCUCUAAGAAUUGUAAUUAAGAAAAUUAGCAAAAAUAAAUAAAAUCAUUCUGUCCAAUGACAGUUCUCAUCCUGUGAGUUAUUUUCUCACAAAGAUGUCAGAUCUUUGCAAGCUGAGUCCAUUUUGUCCACUCUGGUCCUGCCAAGCCCUCGCUCAGCCUUUCGCAACCUGCUGCCCUCCAGGUUCUCUUGGGACUACAACUCCCAUCAGCCCCCUGCCAGCACAGCCAUAUUAGGAGGGGCUGUUGGGAGUUGUAGUCCCAAGCGCCUGGAGGACUGCCGCUAUUUGCAAAGGCCGAGGAAGACCACAAUAACCUCGUCUGCGCAGUUGUAGCAACUGCCCUGGAUGGCUGCCAGCUGAGCGUUCCUUUAGCGCCAGGGCUGGGUGGGCAUCUGAGAGACCCCCAAGCACUGAGACGAUGAGGGUGCUCCCCACUCCCAUAUGUAAUUCAAAAUAAAAAGAGUAUUGAACCGUAAAACAAAAUUGUAUCGGCCACGUUUCAUCCUGCCUCUUCUCUCAGUUAUCCGAACGUUAAAACAAUAAAUUACACAACGUACAACUUA
Molecule: messenger RNA, 28294 nt
Organism: Podarcis lilfordi (Lilford's wall lizard)
Lineage: Eukaryota; Metazoa; Chordata; Lepidosauria; Squamata; Lacertidae
Source: the annotation of a GenBank genome assembly